AUGGCAAAAAUCGAACAAACGUUUAGAUCGUUCGAUGGCAAUUCCCAGAGUAUCUCACAGUUUAUACGGGCGAUAGAGAGUGUGAUGAGUAUUAUGAUUGAAGAUGAAACAUACGUGGACAAACUAUCUUUACGUCUUCCCUCAAAUGAAGACGUUAAAUCACCUGGUAGGCCCAGUGCUUUGAAAAAGGAUCACGUAAAGAAAGCAGCAAUUGACCUUGCAAUUCGUAAAGUCAAAUUGGAGAAUGACGACGGUGAAGAAGUUUUGGAUGUGAAGAGCAUGAAGAAAAAAUCUGAUGAGUGGGUCGGGAUGCCUGAGAGAACGGAGAGGCGAAAGAUUGAUUUGGACGAAGAGAAUAAAAACUUCUCAAAGUUACAUUUGUCAAUCGACAAACCGAAUGUCAAAGCCGUGUUUGAUUCCGUUGGAGACGGUUAUUGUAGAUUUAGAGCAAUAGCCUUUUUGCAUUACGGUGACGAGAACAAGUGCCAACUGGUGAUAAUGGAUAUGAUGUUAGCACUCGAAAAGAACAAGGAGUAUUACGGAAAUGUUGUUGGUCAAAAUGUCGUCGAAGUAAAGAUUACGAUAAGCAGGGGAUUGAAAGAUGCAACAGAAUCAGCCAUCUGGUUUAAAAGCCCAGGUUCUGCUCAAGUUGUUGCUGAUGCAUAUAAUAUUCCUGUUUGUGUUUGCAAUCGUCCACUGGUUAGCUCUCGCCUGGACAAUCCUUUGACGUUUCUUCCGAUGAGUAUGCCUGUCAGACCCAAGGUUAAAGUGCAGCCAUAUUUGCUGCAGAAUAUAAAGAACAAGCAAUGGUUGGCCUUGAAGUUUGGUCACUUACCGACGAAAUAUCCACUUGUAACUCACCUGUACUGCAACAUCGAUGAUUGGUACGAGACUCUAUUUAAGACAACUUGGAAUCUCUUCGGACAAUUCUCUAAGUUUAGAUCUUCAGAUGACCAUAGGGUGAGCCAGAGAUGA
Messenger RNA from Mucor mucedo, 975 nucleotides. RefSeq lists its product as uncharacterized. Lineage: Eukaryota; Fungi; Mucoromycota; Mucoromycetes; Mucorales; Mucoraceae. The record is from RefSeq and is a predicted model, not a curated record. The transcript has a single exon. Bases 1 to 975 code for a protein of 324 amino acids.